This is a messenger RNA of Eurytemora carolleeae, 2607 nucleotides long. Its product is annotated as cardiomyopathy-associated protein 5. The record is from RefSeq and is a predicted model, not a curated record. NCBI's taxonomy places the organism in Eukaryota, Metazoa, Arthropoda, Copepoda, Calanoida, Temoridae.
GCGCAGGAUGUUUGACCGUGCGCACGUGGUUCUUUUACUGCUGGCUUGUGUCGGGUUGUCCCAAGGGUUGGACGACGAUCCGUUCGGAACUCUAGCCAGGCUUGUCCAGGAGAAACAAGCGGAGCAAGAUGGAACCCUACCCAGUCAGCUUUCAAUCAGAGAAAGUUACUCAUUAAAGGAAGAGAACGCACCACCAGAAACAACCCCUUCAACAUUAAAUGCCACUGAAAAAGUUGAGAAAAGAAGUAAAACUUCCAGAGACUAUUUUAAACGAUAUUCAAACCUUCGAGUUAAAGCCAAGAAAGCGGACACUGCUGAACCAGAUGACAAUGUCAGAAGAAUUAAUUUAAAGAAAAUUGAAACUAGAAACUAUGAGAAUACCAGGUUGUUAAGAAGUAGAAUCAAAGUAGGGGACAAAAAUAAUGGCACAAAACCUCAGUCUCCUGUUGAAACGGAAGAAACGUCCUUGCUCCGAGACCGGAGGAAAACUGGGAGACAAACUUUAGCGGCAAAACUUUCAGUGAAGAGUGAAGAAAAGGAAAGAAAUACUGAAGCUUCUAAGAUUGUGGAGGUUAGAGUAGCCCCUCCCCCCGGACAUCUGGUACGAGGUGAUCACGGAACAAGAUCAAGGUUUUCAUCUUCCACGAGCUCUGAUAGUCGCAAAAAUAAUAACUCCGAUACAUCAGUGUCUGAGCAGUCCUGGAGUUGGCACGGAUUGAGAACUUCUCCGGAUCCUUUGGAAACUAAGAGUGAUGAAACUUCAGAUCAGGAUGAGGUAUUCAAGCUUGAUUCAAGACCAAGAACCUCUAGAAGGACGGAGGAUCUUGAUAAACCUGGAGCAGACUCUAAACAAGACUCUAAACAUAAUGAAGGUGUCACUAAAUCAUCCGAGUUUACAACCCCCUCUUAUUCUUCUUUAAGUCAAGAAGAGACUGAGGAAACUAAAAGAAGAUUAUUACGGAUUGAAAGAAUACCGGGAAGAUUAAGAGGAAUUAAAGGGACCCAGCGCCAACCAAGAAUUACAGAAUCAGAAAAACGAAUUUAUCCGAAAACUGAAAACAGUCUUGAUCAACUGUCUAAGGAUCAAAUCUCCCGAGGUGGCUUUGAUUCUGACUUCUUUCACGAUUUUCCUAAAUUUUCUGGAUUUGACCACGGAUCUCCUGUUCCCAAUCAUGUUCCAUAUUAUGAAGAAGCACCGGUCAAAGAACCGAUAAAUCAUGAUAAGGCACCAGUAGAUCCCUCUGUGCUGUAUGUGAGUGAUCCCUGGAAAGAUAUAGAAGGAGUUGACUCCGAUAAGUAUUUACCUAAACCAUAUGCUCCUCUUACAACAUCAAGUCCGUACAGUUACCAGGAACCUAGUUACCAUGCCCCAGAAUCUAAUUACCAUGCCCCGGAACCUAGUUACCAUGCCCCGGAUCCUAGUUACCAUGCCCUGGAACCUAGUUACCAUGCCCCGGAACCUAGUUACCAUGCCCCAGAAUCUAAUUACCAUGCCCCGGAACCUAGUUACCAUGCCCCAGUACCUAGUUAUCAUGCCCCAGAACCUAAUUACCAUGCCCCGGAACCUAGUUACCAUGCCCCAGAACCUAGUUACCAUGCCCCAGAACCUAGUUACCACCCCCCAGAACCAAGUUACCAUGCCUCAGAACAUGGUUACCAUGCCCCAGAACCUAGUUACCAUGCCCCGGAACCUAGCUAUCAUGCCCCUAAGCCAGCCUACGAUUCUCCCAAAGACCACUACACCCAAAAACCUAAUUUUCAGUAUAAAAAACCAGCAUAUCGACCUCCAAUCGGCGCCAAGCCCGUGCACAACGAACCAACAUACGAUAAACCUUUGUACAACGAACCUAAACCGUACAACAAACCUUUGUACACAAAACCUGCGUACACAAAAAAAGUGAACAAUAAGCCUGUGUACACCCCGGAGCCUGUACACCCAGAUCUAUAUAAUCAAGACUUUUUUUCAAAGUUUUCACCUUUUGAUUCUCAAAAAGAGACUUUUCACUCUGAAGUCUUUUAUACUCAUCAUGAAGAUGAAACUUAUCAUCCAAAACCUCAUCAUGAAGACAAUUCAUAUCAUCAUGUAUCUCAUCAUGAACCUCUGCAAAAACCACACCAAGUGUAUCAUGAACCACAACAAGUUUAUCAUGAACCACAUCAAGUUAACCAUGAACCACAUCAAGUUUAUCAUGAAACUAAUAAUGUUUAUCACGAACCCCAAAAAAAUUACCAUGAACCCCAUCAAAUUCAUUAUGAACCACAUAAAGAACACUAUGAGCCACAUAAAGUCCACUAUGAACCACAUAAGGUUCACCAAGAAACAUAUAAAGUUCCUCAUGAACAACAUCAAUUCCAUCAUUCCUACCACCACGAUGAUAAGUCCUACAAGACUGAACUCCAUAAAGAUGUUUCUAGUCUAAUCUACCAUGAUAAUGAUCCCUACUCUAAGGUGUCCAAAAAUCCUGAAUUAUAUCCCUCCAACCCCAUCUUCCAUGAAAACAGUGCCGGAUUCCAGGAUUUUGAAUUUCCAACUGAUUUUGGACUUUCCUCCAGUCCUCAGCCAGUCUUUGCAGAGGCAGGACACAGAAACAGAGAUGGGGAUGCCAG